Molecule: messenger RNA, 525 nt
Organism: Talaromyces amestolkiae
Lineage: Eukaryota; Fungi; Ascomycota; Eurotiomycetes; Eurotiales; Trichocomaceae
Exons: 2
Coding region: 1-525 (174 amino acids)
Cellular component (GO): extracellular region
Source: RefSeq, a predicted model, not a curated record
AUGUUCGGAAAAUCCCUCACCGUCGCUAUUCUCCUCAGCCUCAACCUUGUCUCUGCAGGCCCUAUCGUCAAGCGCUCAGUCUUGACUGACCUCCAGGCUGUCUACAGCGAAGUCCAAGUUUUCGACUCGGCUAUCACCAGCUGGAAUGGACAACUCCUUACAGCCCUUCCCUUGCUUAACGAUGUCAGCACCCUCGAGACCGACAUCAAGACUGCCACCACCGACACAAACAACUCGGCCGCCUUUGAUGACGCCGACAGCGCGAGCAUCGCGACUGAGACGCAGUCCUUGUCAACUCUCAUUACGAAAACGCUUAACGAUCUUGUUGCCCAGGCCACUAAAGUCAAGGCCGUCGGCCUCACAAGCACCGUCGAGUCAUCUCUGGAGCAGCUGAAGACCCUCUCUGACGGCCUUAUUACUGCUCUAGAGUCCAAGAUUGAGUCUUCUUACCUGCCCACAGCAACUUCGAUUGCAGCAGCUAUUGACUCCUCCUUUGCGACUGCCAUUGCUGCGUUCGCUUCUUAA